Messenger RNA from Cydia pomonella (codling moth), 4794 nucleotides. Its product is annotated as vitellogenic carboxypeptidase-like. Gene Ontology annotation, biological process: proteolysis. NCBI's taxonomy places the organism in Eukaryota, Metazoa, Arthropoda, Insecta, Lepidoptera, Tortricidae. The coding region runs from base 329 to 1636 and encodes 435 amino acids. Gene Ontology annotation, molecular function: serine-type carboxypeptidase activity. The record is from RefSeq and is a predicted model, not a curated record. The transcript is spliced from 8 exons.
AAAAUCCUAUGGCUGAUCCAAAAAUAGAACUAUUUAAUUGUAACCAGCUCACAACAUUACACGACCAAUCGGUCGAGGAUUCAAUAAACCUUUAAAAAUAUUCAUAAUAUUUGUGAGAUUUUCUAGAUGUGAACUCUUAAUGGCUACAUUUCAAUGUUUAUUUAAUAGUAAAUUUCACACUUCGCGCAUAAUUAUAGGUACAUGGUGGACUUAUCGUUUGGUAACUUCGCAGUUUCAAUUUUUAAAACAUUUGUGCGUUGAUUGUGAACAUGGUAAUAUAGGUAAUUAUUAAAAAUUAAUCAACAUAUUUCGAUGUCUUUAUUGAAUCAUGAAGUGUUGGCUAAUCCUUCUAUACUUAUGUAGGAUUAAAACAAUACAAACAAAUCAAAUCUAUAAUGAUUCGAAACUAUCAACCCAUAGGGAUAAAUUAAAAGUAGAAUCCUCAAAAUGGGCAGGAGUGGACAGCUACGCCGGUUUCAUUCCAGUCAAAAAGGAGUAUGAUUCGAAUCUCUUCUUCUGGUAUUUUCCGACAAGAAAUGCCGGCGAUGACACGCCGUGGAUAAUAUGGCUGCAUGGAGGCCCGGGUGUGUCUUCUUUAGUUGCGGUUUUUGAAAUAAACGGACCGUUCGUAAUAAGAGAUGAUAAAGUGCAUUUGAGGGACUCUUCAUGGACGAAGGAUUACUCAGUGUUGUACAUCGACAAUCCUGUCGGUGCUGGCUUCAGCUAUACACGCAACGACAAAGGAUAUACGAGCAGUGAAGACGAAGUAGGCGGCCAUCUGCUGGAAUUUCUACGGCAGUUCCUGGAAAUAUUUCCGGAGCAGCGUCAACGGCCACUAUUUGUAGCAGGCGAGUCAUAUGCGGGCAAAUACGUUCCUACGCUAGCUGCGAUAUUGCAUAGGAACCGACAUGAGCCUGCCCAUCAAGUCAAUUUGAGGGGUGUGAUGAUAGGCAAUGGGCUGAUCGAUCCGCGAAGCAUGAUGCACUAUACGGACUUUUGUCUCGUCCUCGGCCUGUUGGACGAUGAGCAGGGUAAAGUCUUAAGGAAGUUGGAGACGGACGCCGUAAAACUCCUUGAUGCUGGAAGGAUGGUGGAUGCGGCUAAUAAAUUCAACGAAACCAUAGAAUACAUCAAAAAGCACAGCGGCGUCAGUUUCUUGAAUUUCAACGAAGAUGGACCAGCAAUGUACACGUUUCUGGAGUUUCUGAAUAAAGCUGACGUCAGGCAAAGCAUCCACGUUGGCAACACGACGUUCAACGUCAACAACCAGCUGGUUUACGAGAAGAUGCUGCCGGAUUUUAUGAAUACAACUAAACCUUUUGUGGAAGAGCUGCUUGAACAUUACGGGGUGCUGUGUUAUAGUGGUCAGUUCGACGUGAUCUUGCCGUACUGGGGGUCGAAACACACGUAUGCUUCGCUACAAUGGUCUGGUCGAAGUGAAUACGACGAAGCUCCACGGACGCAGAUGAAGGACGAUACGGGUCAAGUGGUUGGCUACAAGAAGAGCGGCGGGCGGUUCACCGAAACGUUAAUACGAGGAGCAGGUCACAUGGCUCCGAAAGACAAGCCCCUUGUGGUUAAAGCCAUGAUCGAAGACUUCAUACACAGAUAUAGCAAAACAGUUACAAGUUCCUAGUACAUUUUAUAAUAUUAAAUUACUGUUAUAUAAUACAACACCUAUUAAGUGUGCUCGUAGAGCAUGACAUUGUUCGGUAGUUGCUUUGAGUAAAGAGAUAGCUGGACUUACUAAAAGCCACGAUGGAUUGCCGGGUGUUGAUUAAAACAUGGUUAAACGCGUUUCAAGAUUAGUUUUUCAUUAGCUGCACACGUCCACGAUAGUUCAUUGCAUAAUAAGCUAUCAAUAUUACACUUUAUACCUACUACAUGAAUGAGCAAAACACAAAAACAUAUUCUCGAGACGUCUUCGCCAUCUUGAAUCACAACGACAACCUCAGAUACAUACUUAACAUUAUUAUUAUCUAAGCUAUAAAAAGAAUACCCCGUCAGGAAGAUCCUCCUGUGGCAUUGAUCCUAUAACGCUUUACUAUAUGAACGUUUUUCUUUUUUUGUGAGUACGAUCAAGGAAUUUGAUUUUCGUCUUAUCACGUUUGGUAUUGUUGACCAUUGACAAUUACAAAUUGAACCGUAAACCGAUACCACAAAAUAAAAAAUAAACAGAAGGUCCGUUCUCGCCGUUCUUGAAAAUACAUACCUAAACUUGCCCGACUCACUAGGGUUGCUUCUGUAUUAAUUUCGAAUUUUAAAAAUGAGUAGGUAAUAUAAGUUUACAGACAUACAUACAUAGAUUCGUUUAUACAUACAUCUUAUCAUGUUUACAUUCCUUAGAGACUGCAUUUUGACGUACAUGACAGUAGGUACCUACGUAGCGGGCGGCGGGGACGUCAAGUGAGCAACGCGCGCACAGCCGGACUAAGCUCUGCCCGAGAGUGCCCGAGAACGCCUGUAAAUGUAACGUCUGUGUGCGUAAAUGCCACGUCUGUGUGCGGGCGGCGAAAAUGGCACUUUGUACUGAGCGGACUCUCUGCUCCGACGCCCGCCGCGCCGCUAUUUACUGUGUCGAUACGGACUAUUACGGUUUACGGUUCAAUUUGUAAUAGUUAAUGAUCAAUUAUAAUUAACAUUCGGCCAACACUGGUCAUGUUGACAAUAAUAUAGGUAAUAUAAGUUUGCUCGCGAAUUUCAUAUUGAUUGUGACAAGUUAAAAAGUGGCACAGAAAUCAAAUAUGGUAGAACUUUUAAAUAGCGUAGUCAUCAACUCAUCACAAACAUUUUUUUUGUUUUUUGCUCAUUAAUGUUGUUUAAAGUGUAAUAUUGAUAGCUUAUUAUGCAGAAACUUACGUUUAAGUGUGCAGCUGGUGAAUAAUUAGUCGUGAAAGGAAUUUAACCAUAUUUAGUCAACACCCGGCGAUCCAUCGUUGCUAUUUGGAAAGUCUAGCUAUCAAUUUACGAGCACACUUUUGAUAUCGGCGAAAUCAUCAUAUAUUGAAGACAUGUUUUUAAAAGGAGCAGACUGUGCCAUAAUAGUACUACCGUACAGAAAUGACACUUCCUACAAAACCGAAGUUUGACAGCGAUUCAGGGACGAAUUACGCUGUACCUUUUAAUGUAUGGCACUAUCCCUUUCGGCCAUUUUGGGUUUUCAAAAUUCAAGUCAUUAUCUUAUCUGUGUUCGUGCACGUAUAGGGACGUCAAGUUGCGCCAACCCUAAUAAUUGCUCGGAGCAAUGCCGAGCCGAAUGGAGCCUAGAAAUGCCGAAAGGAGGAGUGUCACCCCAUCAACUGUACAUGUAACAUUGUCCAUUUGUUUCUUAUGCUUUCAGCCAGUUAGUCAUAGAACCAUUAAUAAAUUACGUAUAUGAACGUAAAUACUCUCCAUGAAACCCGAAAAGCUAAUUAAAAUGACGUGCGCUCUCCGAAAACGCAAUAUGAUAAUUCAAUUUACAUACGAUUAAAUGUUAAAGUGACUUCUAUAACUGUGUUUUCAUAAUUUAUAACAUCAGAGUAUGGAUAGAAAUGGCUAACAAGUUUUGUGCCGUGUUACUGGACCAUUUUUAUAUGUAACACAUGAUUAUAAAUGCAAUAAAUAAAUUAUGAAUUAUUAUUUAAUUGUAUUAAUGGUGCUAGGUUGGCCCUUAUUUCGUCGAAGUUAUAUUUUUCUACGAGGCACCUGUUUAAUUUAAAUCGAUUACUAAAUAACAAAUUAUUAUUUUUCAUUUUUAAAUACAUUUUAGGGGUCGCUGCUGCACUUAAUAUUUGGACCCUCUAUGCAAGAUGUUUUGUUUUUUCAAUUUUUCAAUGUGGUUUUUUUUUUAAUUUGUGUUUAUAGGAACGGCAAGUACUUAUGGUGGCAUCUUAAAAUCAAUACUGAGGACUCCUAAAAUAUUCAUAAAAUAAGUAAAAAAAAAACGCAUCAUAAGUAAAGUUGCACAUUAAUACACCAUGACUUAUAAACGAAAAAAAAAAUAGAAAAAAAUUGUAUGGGGGGGGGGGGGGUUCAAAUUUUCAGUGCGAAAGCGACUCCUAAAAUGUAUAUAAAGGUUCUAAAAAAAAUUGCAUUGAUUUUUUUGUGCUAGAUACAUUUUACACCAAGCGGGUGCCCGUAGGAAGCUAACUUCGACGAAAUAAGGACCACCCUAAUCCACACCACUUAACUUUUGUGGAGCAACAUUGUGCAACAUGUUAACAUUAUAUCUGGCGCGUAGAAUGAUGCUAUACGUAACUUUUGUGGCUGCAGGUAGUUACCUAAUAUAGAAAUGACACUUGGAAACGUUGUUCUACGGAAAUUCAACUUAUGUCGAGAAUUAAGCGAAGAUGUGUGUGCUGGAGAUUCUUCCCUGCUACACCUCGGUUUUAAAAUAGCUUUUCAUGGACCACAUGCUAAUCAAAACCAUCUGAAAUAAUAAGAACAAUGCCUCCUCUAGCCCUAAAAUACAAUAUUUAUGACAUCCCAAAGGAUCAACACUCAUUAAUAGAAAACAUGCUAAUCGUCUGAAAUAAUUAUAUGAACAUUAAUUUGUUAUUUCUUCUGGUUUUUAACUAAUUAAUAAGGUAGCCCAUGUUUAUGCAACAAAUUCUGUAAUUUAUCAAUUUACGAGUAUUCAUUAAUUACAUUAACGGCGAAAACGCUGAAUCACCUAAAAGCCGAAGAUAAUCAAGUGACGUACGAGAUAAACACAGGGUGCUUUAUGUUUUGGAGCUUAAAUAAAAGCAUCAGUUCUACUCAACGUAAACAGAUUUUUGUCUAUUUUGUUUUAAUAAACAAAUAAGUGAAAAA